AUGGCGGAGACCACGUGUUCCACUAGCAUCAUCGACCUACUCUCGGACUUUGAGUCCAGGCUCAAGGAACAGUUCGACAAAUUUUGGCGGCAGUUGGAGGACAGAAUACCUUUCCAGACACCACCGUGCCUGCAGGGUCCUCCACACAGUCCCCGGGCAUCAAAGCUCCACCGGUUAUCCACAAUAGUUUCAGAAGUGAGGGCCCCAAAAUGGCGGAGACGCAAGCGGCGGAACUCACCUGCACUAAAAGCAGUACGGAGGUCGCCUGAACCUAGCAACAAGCCGAGGGUGUCAUGGAGAUCCCUGCUCCCGGUCUCUGAUCAAACCUGCCGACUCUCACCUGGGUCCCAGAGCCUGAAGUGUCCCUACAUAUUCAUGCACUCUGAUCUACCAACUAUUGGCAUCGGGUGA
Pelobates cultripes (western spadefoot toad) is the source of this 411-nucleotide messenger RNA. NCBI's taxonomy places the organism in Eukaryota, Metazoa, Chordata, Amphibia, Anura, Pelobatidae. The record is from the annotation of a GenBank genome assembly.